AUGUCAUCAGACUCUUCGGAUUUAAAUCAUGGAUUUGAUUCUGAUGUAUCGAGUGAUGAUGAACUAGUAGAUAUCCUGUUCCAAGGCCACAGGAGACAAAAAACGAACGCUACCUCGAAGUUACUGUAUCUUGCCACGGGAUGCACUUAUUCUGCUUUGGCCUUAUAUUUUGCAAGAGGAGUUACGACAGUAUCGUUUAUAGUAAAUGAAACAACAUUAGCUAUUUGGAACACUCUUCACAAUGUUUAUAUGAAAAUUCCCUCUAACGAAAAGUGGAAGGAAAUAGCAAAUCGCUUUUACGAAUUAUGGAACUUACCUAACUGCUUAGGAGCAAUUGAUGGCAAGCACGUUAGAAUACAAAAAAUUCCCAACUCUGGAUCAACAAAUUACAACUACAAACACUACCAUUCAAUUGUUUUACUUGCGGUUUGUGAUGCAGAUGGCUUAUUCACAAUGAUAGAAACCGGCUAUACAGGCAGAAAUAAUGAUGGAGGAAUUUUUCGUGCAUCAUAUUUAGCUCAGUGGUUGGAAAGAAAUGGUCCAAAUCUACCCGCUAGUGCUUGUUUGCCACAUGAUGAGAGCCAGGAAAAAGUACCAUAUUUCUUCGUAGGAGAUAACGCGUUUCCCUUAAAACGAUAUUUAAUGAGACCAUUCCCUAUACAAACACUGGAUAAUAAGAAACGUAUAUUUAACUAUAAGUUGAGCAGGGGACGAAAAACCAUAGAAUGUAGUUUUGGCAUGACGGGACGUGGUAUUCGACACCAACAUCCGAACAUCGACUGA
Messenger RNA from Anthonomus grandis grandis, 783 nucleotides. RefSeq lists its product as uncharacterized. NCBI's taxonomy places the organism in Eukaryota, Metazoa, Arthropoda, Insecta, Coleoptera, Curculionidae. Bases 1 to 783 code for a protein of 260 amino acids. The record is from RefSeq and is a predicted model, not a curated record. The transcript is spliced from 3 exons.